Branchiostoma floridae (Florida lancelet) is the source of this 1066-nucleotide messenger RNA. RefSeq names its product tetratricopeptide repeat protein 38-like. The transcript has 9 exons. The record is from RefSeq and is a predicted model, not a curated record. The coding region runs from base 110 to 1063 and encodes 317 amino acids. Lineage: Eukaryota; Metazoa; Chordata; Leptocardii; Amphioxiformes; Branchiostomatidae. Gene Ontology annotation, molecular function: protein binding.
AACCUAUGACCUUUACAGGUGUUAUUUUUCUUGCCUGAUCCACAAAGAAACACAACUUGUUGGACGUGUACAUUCUUUUGCUUCCUGCAAGCUUUCUGGGUGAUAAAAGAUGCACAGCCAGUGGAGGGACUGUCAGGAAUGGUGCAAGAUUGGCCUUCCUCUCUCCACCACCAGUAAUGAUGCCUGUAAGAUGUACGAUGCAGUCCUGACACAGUAUGUUGGCUGGUACGAUGACUCCAGUGUUGGGGGAGUGGACGCCAGUCUGGAACGCCUACUUCAAGCUGACCCAAACUUUGUGAUGGGAAAAGUCCUUGCCAACGGACUGGAGCUGCUGGGAACAGGGAAGUCCAUCUACACAGACACAGGGCUGAGGGAAGGGGUGGAGGAUCUGAGGACAGCUGUGGAGAAAAACGGGAUUAACCCUCGAGAGAGGAAACAUGCCGAAGCUGUGCAGCUGUGGGCACAGGGGGACCUAACAGGAGCCUGUGACAAGUGGGAGGCUAUAACACUGGAACACCCGACCGACAUGCUGGCCAUCAAGAUGGCCCACGACACCUACUUCUACCUGGGCCAGGGCGCCCCCAUGAGAGACUCCAUCGCUAGGGUGUUCCCUGCAUGGAAACCAAGCAUGCCUCAUUAUGCGUACCUGUAUGGGAUGCAUUCCUUUGGUCUGGUGGAGACAAACUUCUAUGAUCAAGCUGAGAAAGCAGCUCGCAAGGGUCUUGAGCUGAACCAGAAGGAUGCGUGGUCCACCCACUCCAUGGCUCAUGUGCUGGAGAUGGGAGGGAGGCAGGACGAGGGAAUAGCCUUCAUGUCCACAACCAUGAGGGACUGGAACACCUGCGGCAUGCUUGCCUGCCACAACUACUGGCACUGGGCAGUGUACCACAUAGAGAAGGGUGAGCACACGGCUGCCCUGGACAUCUAUGAUAACGAGUGUGGGGCCCGCUCUAAAGGCUCGGGGGCGCUACUGGACAUUGUGGAUGCCAGCUCUCUGCUGUACAGGCUCAAUAUGGAAGGUAGGGACACACCCGUGGAAUCUUUAAUGCAAGAUCAUCUGUGACAG